Messenger RNA from Erythranthe guttata (spotted monkey flower), 1042 nucleotides. The record is from RefSeq and is a predicted model, not a curated record. Lineage: Eukaryota; Viridiplantae; Streptophyta; Magnoliopsida; Lamiales; Phrymaceae.
UGCUAACGCGAUUUUCUGAUAUGAUACCAGGUUCUUAAUGAAUUUACGCACGGUAAGCAAGAAAAGAUAAGCAAGACGGAGUUCAAAGAAGUUCUUUCGGAUUUUCUAGUGGGCAUGGCUGCCGGUUUGAAACGAGACCCUGUAGUCAUUCUUCGUAUCGAUGGCGAAGACCUUAACGAGUUCGUUAAAAGCCCAUCUUUCGAACCCGAGUUGGUUUCCAUAUUUUCAGAAAUCGAAUUGCCAAACGGCUCCUUAAAAGAUUACAUUGUCAAGGCCUUUGAGAAACUUACGGUCGACGAUGGGAUGCCUCCUGCCACAGAUCCUUGGGUCAUAAGCAAUAUUGUGGAGCCGGCUUUGGAAUCACUUGGGGGUGGCCUUGACCAACAAGUUACGCAAGAGAUAUUUUUGUCGGAGUUCGCCAAAGCUGUCGAAAACGUGGUGCAGCUUCUUCAAGAACAACCGGCUAUUGUUGCACACAGUCAGAAUACUUUUGACGGGAGUGGCAUUAAGAGGCUUUUGUCGAACAAAUUCGAGUUGGAAAAGACAUUGGAUUCUGCUAUAAAAAGUGUUCCGAAAGAUCGACACGGGAAAAUAUCAAAGGAAUAUUUGGGUCUGGCACUCGAUUCUUUGGCCGCAUUUGCUGGCUUACCUCCGUUAGGUGCUGUUAAUCAGAUGGAUAGUAUUAUGACCGAGGCUCUUAAGAUGUUCGAUGCUGGAGAUGGAAAAACGGUGAAAGAAGAAGAGUUCAAAAAACUACUGAGAGAAGUAAUUGGAAGUAUAAUGCUGCAAUUGGAAGGCAACCCCGUUUCCGUAUCUAUAAAUUCGGUUGUGCACGAGCCUGUCGCAUCUUCCUCCACUCUUCUGCAGCCGUCGUCGCCAUAGUUGGCCGAAAAAAUAAAAUGGGGCAUGUAACUUAUCUUAGUUAGUACGUAAUAGUUGCUUAAUCACGAAUACUAAUGACAAUUUACUCUUAAUCUUCAUCCUUUUAUUAUGCAUCCAUCUCUCUUGUUGUGUUUUAUAAAGUUGUUUUUUUUUUCUUUUA